This is a messenger RNA of Drosophila suzukii, 3317 nucleotides long. Its product is annotated as A-type potassium channel modulatory protein KCNIP1. The record is from RefSeq and is a predicted model, not a curated record. Gene Ontology annotation, molecular function: calcium ion binding. Lineage: Eukaryota; Metazoa; Arthropoda; Insecta; Diptera; Drosophilidae.
UUUUCGCAGUCCUGUAAUCAGUUGUGUAUAGGACACUCGCGUGCGCGCGUCGAACGGUUUCUGGCCUUAUAUGCGGACUCGAAUGCGGAUGAGCAGUGUGUGUGGAAAAGUGUGUGAAAAGUCUGACGGCGAAACGCAACAACAAAUGUUGAGAAAGGACCCUAAGUAAAUUUGCCAUAUACUUGCUUGAUGGCUAAAAUGUAAUAUCGAAGAAAGUAAAAAUUAAGUGAGCGGGAAAGUAUGAGAAAUAACUGAAUAAGCCGAAAUCAUUAACAAAUUAAAUCGAGACACGCAAACAGGGGGCAAGAAAGUAAAGCUACCCACCUACCCAUAUACAAAUAUCGAAAGGAGUCAAGUGUUCUUUGGAGGAGCUGUUUGCUGGCAUGCUUUGAGGUUAAUACCACCCACCCAUCAGCCAUCAACCAUCGGCCAUCUCCUCCCCCUGCGCCUCCCACUCAUCUCCGUUUUGGCCAAUUUCUCCGUCUGCUUUCGCCGCUUUCUUUCUGCCGUCACCAUCAAAAGGCAUCGAAGCAAUGGUAGCCUCAUUAGCGACUUAGCAGAAUGGCGUAAAGGAAACCGAAACCGAAAACCACAAAAAAAAGAAAAGGAUACGCUGAAAGGGAUUCAGAGCAGCAGCCGCUGAAAAGGUGGAGAACCCAUAAAAAGGACAAAGAAAUUGUAUACUCUCCGCGAAUUUCAGGCAUAAUGAGUUCGCUCUUGGGUUCCUAAAAACCGAGCACCUCAAAUGCAAAUUGAUAUUAGGCCGCCAAUCAUAAUCAGCACCGAAAUUAAUUAGACACGGCAGCCAGUCAACAACAAGUCAGGAGCAACCAUGGCCUCACCGCCGGAAAGUCCCAUCGAGGAGGUGGUCUAUGAGUUGGAACACACACGAGUGCCUAAGCCCAUUCCCGUAGCCCUCGAGGAUCUGUGCCGGCAGACCAAGUUCACCAAACAGGAAAUCCGGGUCAUGUACAGAGGAUUCAAAACGGAAUGUCCCGAGGGCGUGGUGCACGAGGAUUGUUUUAAGGAUAUUUACGCCAAAUUCUUUCCACAUGGCAAUUCGAGUUUAUACGCUCAUUAUGUGUUCAAAGCGUUCGAUGUUAAUUGCAAUGGCGCCAUUAGUUUUCGGGAUUUACUGGUCACCUUGUCGACCCUGCUGAGGGGUUCGGUGUACGAACGACUGCGCUGGACCUUCAAGUUGUACGACCUGAACGGCGACGGAAGGAUCAGUCGCGGCGAACUGAGCGAAAUCAUCUUGGCCAUUCACGAGCUUAUGGGUAGGAGACCACAUCAGCCUGAGGACGAUCGCAAGGCGAGGGAUCAGGUCGAUCGUGUGUUCCGCAAACUGGACUUGAAUCAGGACGGCAUUAUAACGAUAGAGGAGUUCUUGGAGGCCUGCCUGAAGGACGACUUGGUAACGCGAUCGCUGCAAAUGUUCGACAACGACCUUUGAUGACAAGAGGGCGAGCUUGAGCCAGGGCUACGCACUUCCAGGACUAUAAUAUCCCUUAUAGAUCUUUAAAUGCAAUAAGCAACGCAAAGAAAUUGACAACCCCAUUAAAAAAACAAAAAUAUUAAAAAAAAGAAAGCAGAAGGAGAACCCAAACAAGCAUGCAAAAACACCAGUGAAAUUGAUGGAAAACGAGGAAAUGAAACAUAUUAGUAAUUAACAUUAGUUUAGGCAAAAUAUCGAAGGAAGAAUCUUUAAACUUUAUGAGUGUGUUAUUAUAUAACUAACGAUGAGGUCGACGAAGAUUAUAAAGAUUAUAAAGAAUAUGUAAUUUUUUGAGCAUAUUAUGAAUUUAAUCCUGCCGUGAAAAGCGAAUUGGUCUUAUAUAUGUAUUUACUAUAUAAAUAUGUAUAUGUACGAUAACUAAAUGUGUAAAUGAAUUUAAUUUCGAGAACAAAACUAAACAAAACCACCAAACCAAUGUUUGAUUCAGGAAUGGAAUUGGUAUACCGACAACAAGAGAAACCGAGCUCUCAACACGAUUUACUUUACUACAAAUAUGCAUAAAGAGUAAUAGAAUACUAAAUAUAAAUUUACACUUAGCUAAAUGGAAUAUUACCAACCAAAAGAACUAUCUUAAAUGAGUUUUUAGUUAAGAUUUUUCAGAUUUCCUUAUUUUCCGCAAGCUUUAUUAAAAAUUUAAGCCAUUUAAGCCAUUUUCUUCACUGUCAAUUAAAGCAUUAAAUAAUUAACAAGCGAAAAAUUAAUUUAAUUCAGACUGUCGAUUAUUCUAUAAAACCCAUUUUGAACGUGUGUGCUUAUUUGCUUUGCAUCAACUAAUUGAAUUUACAAUUUGUCUCAAUAAAUCGGUUUGAAAAGGCAAAAAAUAGAUACUAUAUAAACACAUGAAUAAAUAAUGUAUGGGUUUUGUGUGCCCGACCAACCACCGAUAUAUAAAAAUGGCACUUGACAAUUACGGAUUAUUUAAUAUUUAUACAAGGCCGUGUUGAUUUUUUAAUGUUAACUGCAAUUCACAACAUGAAUCUUCAAUUGAAUUAAAUUUUUAUUAAAUUACCCAUGCCAGGAGAUAUAUUUACACGCAAAAGUAACCCCCCUAUUCAUCAGCCCCAAAAAAACCUAUAAAUGGGGAGCUUCAGGAAAAGACGACAAAAGUUGUGCAGCGAAAUGAAAAUGUAACAUAAUAUAGAAAAAGAGACGGUUUUUAUAAAAACUCAUACACAAACAUUGAAUGCUUAAUUGUGCAUCGACAAGACAAGACAAUCAAUGUGGUUUGAUAUUUCCUAUUUCCUGUUUAGUUGUACACAUUGUUCUUCCAUUGUUGCUUUAAACAAAAAACCUAUUUCUGUAUUGAAAACAAAGCCUUAAGCGAAGAAUAUUAGGAAAUGAAAUCAGUGGUUUAUUGACGUCAGAACCUUUUUAUUUAAAUAUUCAACCUAGCAGGUGUGUCGUUUAAAAUGUGCUAACUGUGUACUAGAACAAGAAAAUAUCUAAUUGUUGGGUUUCAAAACUUGCCAACAGUAAUUAUUAAAUAAAAAGGCUUAAUAUAGAUUCUAUCAUAAUUUAAUUUCGGUUGAAUCGGAGCUUCAACUUUGUUAACUAUAUUUCCACCAUAUUUCAGACAGGGUUCCAAAAAAGGAAUGUACCAUCAGUAAAAACAAAUUACUCCCAUCAAAAGGCAAAGCCAUUUUAUGCGAUUCCAUCAUCAAAUAAUCUUAGCAUUAGUAAAUGUGUUAAAGAACAUUUUGUUGAAUAAAAUUACUCUAUGCGACCUACUCGGUAAACCACCCACAAUUUCUAACUCUUAAGAAACGAUCUAUGCAAUAUGAACGUACACUGUCCAAAAAAA